Messenger RNA from Sitophilus oryzae (rice weevil), 997 nucleotides. RefSeq names its product peptidyl-prolyl cis-trans isomerase, rhodopsin-specific isozyme-like. Gene Ontology annotation, biological process: protein peptidyl-prolyl isomerization. Gene Ontology annotation, cellular component: intracellular membrane-bounded organelle. Bases 50 to 781 code for a protein of 243 amino acids. NCBI's taxonomy places the organism in Eukaryota, Metazoa, Arthropoda, Insecta, Coleoptera, Curculionidae. The record is from RefSeq and is a predicted model, not a curated record. Gene Ontology annotation, molecular function: peptidyl-prolyl cis-trans isomerase activity. The transcript has 6 exons.
CGUAUUUAUUAAACCACACAAAGCAAACAAAAUAAUUACUAAAAUAAUAAUGUUUGCCAUUAGACGAUUUUCUGCAGUGUGUCUUGUUCUGCUUGUGAUUAAUCAGGGUUACUCAAAAGACUACAAAAUAACCGACCAAAUAUACAUGGACAUAGAAAUCGAAGGUAAAGAAACGAAUCGAAUAAUUUUUGGACUGUUUGGAGAAGUUGUUCCCAAAACAGUUCAAAACUUUAAACACCUGGCACUGAGAGGUAUAGAUGGCAAGAGUUAUGUGGGCACUAAUUUUUUAAUAGCAAUUAAAAAAGUUAUGAUAUUGGGAGGAGAUAUUGUUCAUAAUAAUGGGACAGGGUCUUUAAGUAUUUAUGGAGAGUAUUUUGAUGAUGAAAAUUUUCAGAUUGGUCAUGAUUCUUCUGGACUACUAGCGAUGGUCAAUUUAGGGGCGCCAAAUUCCAAUGGAUGUAUGUUUCUUAUUACGACAAUGGCAACUCCUUGGUUGAACGGAAGACAUGUAAUUUUUGGAAUGGUACUAAAAGGUCACAAAGUAGUUCACACCAUUGAACACAUUAAAACUGAUAUAAAUGACCGAAUAAUCAGAGGAGUUAAAAUAGUAAAAUGUGGAGAAAUUAAAAUCAAUCCAUAUUACGAAAAUUACAAAAAUUACGAACUAACUUUCUGGGCAUGGAUAAAAGCUGGAUGGUUUCCAUUAUCUUGGUCAUUUGCUAUUAUGGCCUUUUUCCAAUAUCUCAUAAAACAGUUAACUAAAUAUGAAUCUACUAUAUGAAAUUCAGUUAAAGAUUUGUCUUAUUAUAGAUAUAAAUUUUAAGAGAACUGUAAUUUAAUUUUUGCUAUUAUAUAUUUCUUGACGGUAUGGUGAAGGAAAAUUUAAAAAAUAUAAUAAAUAUAUUUUACUGUCGUAUAUUACUGGUUAUCUAAUGUAUAUAGUCUAAAAUGAAAAUAGUUUUAAGAAAAUAUAAUUCGUAACCAGUUCCUAACACAA